Messenger RNA from Micropterus salmoides (largemouth bass), 4607 nucleotides. It is a transcript of the gene plekha3, whose product is annotated as pleckstrin homology domain containing, family A (phosphoinositide binding specific) member 3. The transcript is spliced from 8 exons. The record is from RefSeq and is a predicted model, not a curated record. Gene Ontology annotation, biological process: receptor recycling; endosome organization; retrograde transport, endosome to Golgi. Gene Ontology annotation, cellular component: recycling endosome; early endosome; trans-Golgi network. Bases 281 to 1078 code for a protein of 265 amino acids. Lineage: Eukaryota; Metazoa; Chordata; Actinopteri; Centrarchiformes; Centrarchidae.
UCUCCAAUCAGCUGACUUCCCAAACGUUUAGCUGGACAGUUUAGGAAAAGCUCAGCACAAACAAACCCUCAGCAUGACGCUACCCUGCCAUUCAACUCGCGUAAACCACAAACAGUUCGCACAUUUUUAGAGAAGCAGCAGCUCCGUGUGAUGAUGAUGAUGAUGAUGAUGAUGAUGAGGCGUUAUUUUCUAACCCGCUUUCACUUCUGAGAGAGAGCGAGCUAAGCUAACGGCCGUAGCAGCUAACCACAGCGGGGAAGCUAACAGGCUAAAUCAGCCGAUGUUCAGUGAAACAAUGGAGGGGAUUUUAUACAAAUGGACGAAUUACAUGACAGGCUGGCAGCCGCGCUGGUUCGUCUUAGAGAACGGCGUCAUCUCUUACUAUGACAGCGAGGAUGACGUUGGGAAAGGAAGCAAAGGAUCCAUCAAGAUGUCCGUGUGCGACAUUAAAGUUCAUCCGUCAGAUCCAACGCGCUUGGAGUUGAUAAUCCCCGGCGAGCAGCACUUCUACGUGCGAGCUGUGAACGCUGCAGAGAGACAGAGGUGGCUGGUGGCUUUAGGCUCAUCCAAAGCUGGAACACUGGACAGUCACAAACACAGAGGUCCAGACUGUCUGAAGACAAAGAUGUCUGAACUUCGUCUGUACUGUGACCUCCUCGUCCAGCAGGUCCACACCAUCCAAUCGCAACACACCGCCGACACGGAGGCCACGCCCAUCUCUGAGGCCUCUCUCCUCAGUGCAACAUGUGCAACUUUCAUCAGGACUUUGGAGGAGUGUAUGACCCUGGCCAACCAGAGUUUGACCCCUGACCUCCGUCCGCCUGAAAGGAUGAAGAGGUCAAUCAGUCACCCUGGAACAUACAGCUUUGACAGGUCAGGUGUGCUUAAGGAGUACUUAAGUGGAGGUCAGAGGUCAACUCAGCGCAGGAACCGGACGUGCUCCGACAGCUCUGUUUAUGAUACUGAACGCGUGUUGCCGAGCCUCAACGGCGACUCGUCCUCCAUUCCUGAGGAGAGAGGAGGCAGUGUGAGCCCAAAGACCACACCCACCGACACAGACACCGACCUGUCCAUCUGAUGACCUGACGUCCACCCGAACCUGCUGCCCUCUGCGAGAUGUCAGUGACUGUGACCGCAUCCGGUCAAAAUAUUGACGUCGUCUUCAUUAAACCAAGGAUUUGACGGAGUUGACUGACUUUUGACCUCCUCCAGGAUUGUCCUUCUUGUGCUUAUUUUUUUUUCUUCUUCUUUCUGUCAGCUGAUUGCCAAACACAUGCACUUUGGAGUCGUAAUGAAUUUUUCCUUAACUGAGGCCGUCUUUAAGUGUUUCAGCUGCACAGUACGCACUGGACAGACAGCCGGAAAGAGACAUCUGACAGCUGUGAGUAUAAAAUAUAUGAAGCUUUAACGCCUUGAGAUGCGAGGACAUUCAAUCUAUGGACACACUCUCGAUGGAGUUUAGAGGAAUCGUGACCUGAAGCUCAAAGAAUCAGUGAAUGAAAACUGCACUUACAGCAAUUAACCUGGACUUUCUUGGUGGGAAGCAGGUGAGGACUAUGUUUGCUCCCUGGCAUGAAUACGAAUAACUGUGAAUUCUUGUAUUCUGGACUGCUUAGAUGCCGGGGUUCACUACUGUACCUGAGAAUGUGCAGGAAAUGUUGAAUUCAGGACGUCAUGUUGUCCUCUGAUGUUUGGCGUUUUGAUGGGGUGUUGAAAUCCUCCAAACGUAGAACAAAAUCAUCUUCUAGCACAGUUUUUUCUGCCUUUUCCACAUACUCAAGAUACUUGCCUAACCUUUUCUUUCCUUGGAAACUUGCCAAGCAUCUUCUUGCUUUCUUCUUCCAGGCCUUCAUAGUUGUGCUUGUCUGCUGAAAGCAAAGGUAAAAAAAGAAGUAGUCCGUCCCUUCUUCCUGCCAGCUUCUUUGUCUUUCGAGGUCUUCAGUAGCGAGGUCUGAUAUAGCUGAGGAUGAAACCAGACUGAUGAACGGCGUCUCUGCGAGGUCCUGAAGCCAGUUAUCUCUGUCGCCGUACACACAGAGAGACGAAAUGCCAUGAAGUUUGCACAAAUGUGCCUGGUUGUUUUCUGCCUCCUCCUGUCAAUCAAGUCAGAUCAUGUGAACGGAGUCUCAAAAUUACAGAUGGGCCUGAAUGUGUGCAAGUGACUGCCUGUAAAUGUUUGGUAUCUCGCCUAAUGGUGAUUAAUUCCAGCCCAACGUGACCCUGAAAAGAAAAGCAAGGUACGGUGGCCCUGAGAGAUCAACACUGAUCUGUCUUCUCUGUCUCACUCCCUUCGCAGUACGUUGAGCUCUCAGACGCCGCCGUGAGUUAAAUGCAUAAAUGAAGGAUCAUGGAUGAUGACUGAAGUUCACCAGUGAGUUCAGAUGAUGCCUUUUGCACACAUUUGUUUUCUUUCCCUGUCAAUUGAUGCACUUUCCUCUGCAGAGGCACUUAGCAAUGUCUAGAACUUAGCAAUCUUGUGCUACGUCUGAGUCUGCUUCUACUUGUGCGUUAGUGUAGUGCAGAUCAGUGGAUCAGCGUUCAGCUCUAAAACCUGUAGGUAGUCUCAUAUUCUGGGGUUGCUACAGAACAAAUCAGUCUUUAGGUAAAGUAUUAUGACUCUAUUAGUGAUUUUAAUGAUUAGCUUGCAGCAGUCAGUCAGACUACUAAGCUGAAAUUAGUGAGUCGUAUUUCCUGUCUUGUUAAAUGACCUCUUAACGUCUGCACAUCGUUGUCUUGUCACAUGCUUUGCUGUUUGAACACAUGCAAAAGACGUCAUCUGAACAAACCGAUGUAAACAAUCGUCCACGGUGACUAAUAUGGACUACGUUUCCUGGUGGAUUCUUUCUGUUUUGGGGAGAGAGGUGUACUGUGGUACGCUGCAGAAUGAGAAUAUAAUCAUAAUAUGUGGCAACACUGAACAGGGCAGAUCUUCACAAAUGUCAGCUUUGGCCAAAAACAAGUUUUAGGUAAUUACAAACGUACUAUAACAUCAAAGACACUUUAUUAUUAAAUUUUAAAAGGGGAAUCAUCGUGUCCGAACAGACUGGCCACAUCUGUUGUAUCCUAAACUUCCUAAAAGUAAGAAGAUUUUUUAAAUGUCGAAUCUCUCCACCAAUCAGGUGUGUUCCCUUCACAUUCAAACAGUUGUUAGAGAGCAAAAAUAAAAAGGAAUUGCAGUAACUUUUUGCCAAUAUACAUGUGUAAAUGUGGUUGUUUUGCACUUUCAAGUUAAAGACAAUGUCCUUUUUUAUCUUCUGAGAAAAGGAUUAUAGUGAUGAAGGUACUGUGGUGGAGAACAGUGAUGAUGAUUGUGAAACUCACAUUAAAGGUGGGGUAUGUGGUUCUUACCCAGUGCGCGUUCGCCAAAUAUUUCCUCGCGGUCUGCUAGCCGUCAGUUCUGCAUGUGCGCUGAAAUAAAUCCGGUGUUUGUACACAGCUGCGAGUCUGUAAAUGAGAAACAAACAAAGUAGCUCCGGCCAUGAUGUGCGUGUCAGGUAACGUUAAGUGAGUUGUGAGUAGCAGGUGACUAGCAUGGAGUUGGAUUUCUCCAGAAUCGCUUAUCCCACCUCUAAUGUUAAAAAUAAUAUAAAGAUAUAUCAUUGUUCCUAGUCAGUGUCUUAUUUUUGGAAGGAAGUUUUGGAGUUGCAGCAGCCUUAUUGUAUACCAGUAAACAGUAUGUAAACAUACAAGACUUCCUUCUUCUAUUUUACCAAAAUGUGUGUUCAGUAUCUGUUUUCGUUUUUCCUUUCAUCCUUUUCUUUUUCUAAAUACUGUGAAGAAGUGUUUCUCUUGCAGAUUAUUUUAUUUGACUUAAACACAACGUGGAUUUUGUAGUUCAAGCACUUACAGGAGCUUCAAAUUAAUUAAUUGAUGAACAAAAAUCUAUUGAAAAAUAAUACAAGAAAACACAGGGAGAAUAGAUCAAAUAUGCAACUUGCUGUAAGAUUCAUCCCAAAAUAAAUUAACUAAAAGAAAAUGAAGGUUAGCCAGUGUUUUGGCAGUUCAUUGUGAUUUAAUCUUGGACAGAUUGUCUCUUAAAAAGGAGUAGGACAUUUGGGAAAUACGCUUAUUUGCUUUCUUGCCAAGAGUUAUAAGACUCACACCUCUCUCAUGUUUGUCCGGUAAUUCAUCUGUAAUCUGUAUGGUUUUGUAAGGAUCAAAUAAACAAGAUAUAAAGUGUUAAUUAUUGAUCUUUAGAAGUGCCGGUAACCUUUUGCGCAGAGCCAGGCGAGCAGUUUCCCCUCGUUUCUAUUGUUGAUGUUAAGCUAAGCUAACUGUCUGCUGGCUCUAGCUUCAUAUUUACAGUGCAGAUAGGGGUGAGAGUGGUGUAAAUCUUCUCAUCUAAUAAAGUGUGUAAGCUUAUUUGCCAAAAUGUCAAGCUAUUGCCUCGAAGCUCUGGUCGACACAAACGGCUGUGCUUCUUUUUUUAGAGGAGAAACUGCUGCUUUUAUGACUGAAUCAUAUUUUCUGUUAUUAAUGACAGCCUGUUCAGUUUGUGGACAAACCAGCGGAGAGAUUUUCAUGCCUUAAGUGUCUCUGCACGAAGUUAACGUGUGUGGUUGUAUCAGACUUUUCAUUGUCUAAAUAAAAAAUAUUUUAAACUGAAA